AUGUGUGAUGAAUGUCAACUUCGGAGAAAAAAUCCGUGUAAAGGAGUGGUUGUGAAACCUAUUUUGUCGAAAGAUUUCAAUUCUAGAGGGCAGGUUGAUCUUAUUGACAUGCAGAGUAUGGCAGAUGGGAAUUACAGAUUUAUUAUGAAUUACCAGGAUCACUUGACAAAGUUCUGCAUCCUUGAAAGUUUAACAUCCAAACGAGCAGCAGAAGUUGCUUACAAAUUGCUAACAAGUGUGUUCUUUGUUUUUGGUGCACCACAUAUUCUACAAAGUGACAAUGGACGAGAAUUUACUGCAAAUAUUAUUCUUGAAUUGAAAGAAAUAUGGCCAGAAUUAGUUAUUGUUCAUGGGAAACCACGCCAUCCACAAUCUCAGGGAAGUGUCGAAAGAUCAAAUGGUGAUGUUCAUGAUAUGUUGGUAAGCUGGAUGAGAGAUAAUCAUACAACAAAGUGGAGCACUGGAAUAAAGUUCGUACAGUUUCAGAAGAAUCGCCGUGAUCAUUCUGGGAUUAAAAGAUCACCAUAUGAAGCAAUGUUUGGAUGUGCUCCAAAGAUCGGAUUGUCCUCCUCCUCUAUCCCUGAAGAAAUAUUGCUCACUCUUCAACAAGAGGAAGACCUACAAAUUCAUGAGCCUCAGAACACAUCAUCUGAAAACAACAAUCCGGAGGUAUCCUCUCAAACACAACAAAGCCCCCCAAAUCUUAGGAGAGACCCUACAGAAACAACAGAGGGGUUUCUAUUGGAAUUUGAAAGAGAGUGCACAGUUUGUAAUGCUCUGUUUCAAACGGAUGACAAUAAUCAGAACAGUUGUGAUAUUUGUUGUCGAUCACAGAACAUUCAAAGAGAGCGCCAUGCCAGUGCUUCAAAUAUGUGUAAGCAAGCAGAGAAAAUGAUCACGAGAAGCAACCAAAUUUUACGCCCCGUUCAGGUCCAUGAUAAUGUAACGAUACCCAUCCCAGCUGUAGACAGAGGACGCGGAGACCCCAGAAAUCUUCUUUGUCUCAUCUUAGAAGUGGACGAGGCUAAUGCACAGUUCAAACUGGGCACAAAACAUGGUAUUCUUCAUGGAGCAUUUUCUCGAAAUCAGUUUUUACCAUCAUCAGUACAUUCUUUAAUGGUUGAUGACAUUAAUAGAGAAAAUGAAAUUAGUGUUAGGGAAGCUGCUCGGCUACAAUCUGUUGGGGAUGGACAAGGCUUCAUGAAAUGUACAUGUAAAAGUGGCUGCAUCAGAAGAACAUGUAAAUGUCUAAAAGCAAAUUUACUUUGUAACUCAAGGUGUCACAACAGUCUGUCCUGUCGCAAUAAGUAA
Saccostrea cuccullata (small rock oyster) is the source of this 1311-nucleotide messenger RNA. Its product is annotated as SCAN domain-containing protein 3-like. NCBI's taxonomy places the organism in Eukaryota, Metazoa, Mollusca, Bivalvia, Ostreida, Ostreidae. Gene Ontology annotation, biological process: DNA integration. The coding region runs from base 1 to 1311 and encodes 436 amino acids. The record is from RefSeq and is a predicted model, not a curated record. Gene Ontology annotation, molecular function: nucleic acid binding. The transcript has a single exon.